CAUUACUUCCCAUCCGCUUAGCCCAGGUGCCAUGUUGCAAACAUCAGACAAGAGCGCUAGGCCUAAUCAACAUCGUGCUCCUUUGAAUCGACGCCCGCUAGUAAAUACAAAUAGUGAACAGGAUGCAUACGAUACACCCGUCCACUGAUGCGCUUGCUACUUAUCUGCCUCUUCCUCUUUCUCGUUGGCCUAGGAGCAAUCCAAGCUGCACCUACAACACUGGAUACAGCAGAUUCAGAUAUCAGUAUCAGCGACCGUUUUCGAGCCCCAUCGUUGACGACUAGAACCCUAUGGACCAUCAUCUCCAGCUCCGUUCUCACUCUUUUUGCGUGCACAUACAGUGCCAUUCACCCUAACAUUCCGAAUCCUAAGGACAGUUAUACGGGUAUCCAGAUGCGACGACUUGGCAUCAUAAUAAGGGCAUUGAUCCCUCCUGAACUGAUGGUCACAUGGGCUAUGCGUCAGCUAUUCAGCGCUAAUCAAGUCACGAAACAGUUCGAGAAAUCGAAGUAUCCUAAUGUUCGUCUGGACUGGAAGUCUGAAGAAAAUGAGUCUGAGACUGCACCUGAAAAUGACUUCCUUCGUUUCUUUCGCUUCCUUCUCAUGCCUUUUUUCUUCCUCUCACCUUUGUUUCGCCUCCUUCACCUGCUUGCUAAAGGUGUAUUGUCUGUGCUGGCGUCUCUUCGGUGUUGCGUCUGUAGCCCCAUGAGGUGGGUUGCAAAGCGGAUUAAGUCAGAGCAAUCCGAGCCAGAGCAUUCCAAGUCUGACUCGGAAGAUCGCACGUGGACUCAGGCACACAGCCUCUUUGUGCUGACGGGUAGUUUUAUGCUUUAACAAGGUCGAAGGGGAAUACAGAUGAAGGAUGGAUGACAAGAAGCUGAGUGUGUUCGGUAUACUCUGUUCGACGACUGAAUUCACUGAAAAUAUGAACAGGACAUACGUGUUUAUAUAUCUAUAAAUGUUAUGAAAACACCAGUGGCGUGAAGGAAAAGGAAAGGAACCACGAGGAUCGCGAGGAACAAUAUCCUGAUUAUGAUGAAACAGAGUUUGAGGUGAUCCACUUUCAGCGAUCUAUAGCCGAACGGGGUUUACUCUUUGGGGUGGGGUAAGGAGGAGAGCUGUAAGGUUAAAGCCGUCCAGUCAGCGCCAUGAAGUAUCUCGUGAGCGUUUUGACAGAUCAUCUGAUGAGAUGUGUAACUUUUCUUACUCCCAUGAAGAAGCUUGGACUAGGAACGGGAAAGGCACAAUAGUUGGGGAAAUGUAAGUAGAACCGUAA
Messenger RNA from Suillus discolor, 1276 nucleotides. RefSeq lists its product as uncharacterized. The transcript has 3 exons. The coding region runs from base 148 to 834 and encodes 228 amino acids. The record is from RefSeq and is a predicted model, not a curated record. Lineage: Eukaryota; Fungi; Basidiomycota; Agaricomycetes; Boletales; Suillaceae.